AUGGGCGGCAUAGGCAAAACCACCCUUGCCAAGAAAGUCUAUACUCAUACAGAAGUUGUGCAGCACUUUCCAGAUUGUCGUGCCUGGGCUUAUGUAUCCCAAGAUUGUAGACCUAUAGAGGUUUAUAUGCAAAUUAUUAACCAGGUUUCUACACCAACUAAAGAGCAGGUAGAGAUGAUGGAGAAAUUUCAAGAGAACCAGUUGGGGGAUUUCCGUCAUGAUCAUUUGAAGGGGAAAAGAUAUUUGAUAGUUCUAGAUGAUGUCUGGAGCCAUGCCGAUUGGGAUUGUCUUGCAAGAGUGAGCAGCAGCAAUUCUGAUUGCCUUGGAAAUGUGUUCCCUGAUGGGGGUAAGAGCAGCAGAUUACUUCUUACAACUUGA
This is a messenger RNA of Vitis vinifera (wine grape), 378 nucleotides long. Its product is annotated as disease resistance protein RPP13-like. The record is from RefSeq and is a predicted model, not a curated record. The coding region runs from base 1 to 378 and encodes 125 amino acids. NCBI's taxonomy places the organism in Eukaryota, Viridiplantae, Streptophyta, Magnoliopsida, Vitales, Vitaceae. The transcript has a single exon. Gene Ontology annotation, molecular function: ADP binding. Gene Ontology annotation, biological process: defense response to other organism.